Staurois parvus is the source of this 436-nucleotide messenger RNA. Lineage: Eukaryota; Metazoa; Chordata; Amphibia; Anura; Ranidae. The record is from the annotation of a GenBank genome assembly.
GGCACUGACUGGCAUCACUGCUGGGCACUGACUGUCGGCACUGCUAGGCAUUGACUGGCGCAACUGCUGGGCACUGACUGGUGGCAGCACUGCUGGGCUGCAUUGAUGGGCACAGGUGGGUGUCACUGGUGGGCACAGGUGGGUGGGCACAGGUGGGUGGCACUGCUGGGCACAGGUAGGUGGCACUUCUGGGCACAGGUAGGUGGCACUGCUGGGUGGCACUGGUGGGCACUGCUGGGCACAGGUGGGUGCAAUGCUGGGCACAGGUGGGUGGAACUGGUGGGUGGCGCUGCUGGGCACCGAUCAUCAGGGCACUAAUCAUCAGAGCCCUGAUGAUCAGUGCCGAUCCCUGCUCUGACAACUGACGGUUCUCGGCAGUACUUUCUUCACGCUCUGGCAGCAUGAGGAAAGUGCAGCCGAGAACCGGCAAUUGCAU